GGCGCGCAUCGGCAGAUGCAUUCCGCCAUGCGUAGACCGAAUUGUUUCCGCCAUGGUGAUGCCGACGGUAGGAAGUCCGUAGUUCCUUCAUCGUCACCGCCGCAAGUCAAACCGUCUCGGUUGUCGGUUUCGUCGACACCGGUACGGUUGCCAACGUAGUUGUCAACGUCGAAUUCAUCGUCGCCUACUGUCCACUCGAGGUC
Messenger RNA from Geodia barretti, 203 nucleotides. Lineage: Eukaryota; Metazoa; Porifera; Demospongiae; Tetractinellida; Geodiidae. The record is from the annotation of a GenBank genome assembly.